Molecule: messenger RNA, 2348 nt
Organism: Paramormyrops kingsleyae
Lineage: Eukaryota; Metazoa; Chordata; Actinopteri; Osteoglossiformes; Mormyridae
Source: RefSeq, a predicted model, not a curated record
CAGAGAAUGGACUAGGGAGAGUUUCCAUUUCAUAACAAUACUCACUAUUUCUGCUUGGUUAGUGUGCUGUGUUCUAGGGAAGGAGUUUGGGCAUGAUGUUGAUUUUAUUCUCACCACCCCUGAGUCUGGAAAGGAAGAAAGCCUCCUGGUUGGUGUUAUAAAAAAGCUCCAUACUAAAGGUCUCCUCCUGUACCAUGAGCUCCACCCUGCGACAUUUGACGUUACAAAGCUACCGAGCCGGAAGUUUGAGGCCAUGGAUCAUUAUCCGAAAUGCUUCCUGAUUCUGAAGCUGAGGAGCAAGCCACUGGAUGAUUCUGCACAAGCAGAUGGCGCCUCCCAGAGGGACUGGAGAGCAGUGCGUGUGGAUCUGGUGGCCCCGCCUAUCAGCCACUUCGCCUUUGCCCUGCUUGGCUGGACUGGGUCCAGGCAGUUUGAACGAGACCUGAGAAGGUUUGCCCAGCAUGAGCGGAAGAUGUUACUGGACAACCACGCUCUGUAUGACAAGACUAAGCAAAUCUUCCUGUUAGCAAAGACCGAAGAGGAAAUAUUUGCUCACUUGGGUCUUGAGUACAUUGAACCCUGGGAGAGAAAUGCCUAACUAGCACAUCGUUUCCUGCCAAAGGCAGAGACCCGGCUUUCAUAUCUCUGCACAUGCUGGCCUGCUUGUAUCACAUGAUGCUUGAAGAAGAGCAUGAUGGAUCACCUGGAUCACAGUCUUCUUAUGAAUUGGUCUAUUAAAAGAUUAUUAAAUAGAGCAGGUCAAGCGCUCUGAGAACUCCCUGAAACCUCUUUGCUUGUCUCCUCUUGCUCUAGGAUCAGCUUUAAAAGCAAUGCAUGUGCCAGCAUUUAUAUUCAGACCCAGGAGUGAAGCUUUCAGCUUAUAAUUACUAUCGCAUGCCCAACUCUGCAAGUUCACAACUUGGGUGUUUGAAGAAUUUUUCUUCAUAUAGUAAUUGCUUUAUCCCACAUGGGUUCGUAAGUAGGUCUAUGGUGUUAUUUAUUGAAUAGUGGUGCAAGCAAUAACUGACAGUAUGUUUUCCAGCUCAUCGAGCAGGAACAAUUAGUUUCAAACAAGAUUUGCACAUUUGAUCAUGGUAUAUCAAUAAAAUCUAAAUGCAAUUCAAAUUUUUUGGAUGCAUUUACUGUUUUAGACAGAGUGGUCAGAUUAGGUUCAGUUGAUCGAAACUGCAUUUAAGUUUCAUCCAAGCUGUUGCAACCCUUUAGCAAAAAUUAAAGCUCCUUGAAUCUGUGCCACGCAUAGCUUAUAAAUACUGACACCAACUUGCAUUGAGUGUCUCUGGCUAUUUGCCAGAAUCGACCCUAAUAAUUAAGGAAAAUGAAUUAGUCAUCUAUGGGGAGACACUCAAUGGAAGAAUUAAGCUACUGUCAAUUCUAAUGGAUCCUAUUCCAGUCCUCUGCUCUCCCAGUCCACCUACCCAUGUCCUGGAAAUAUCAAGGCUGUUUUCUAGCUCCAUUCAUUUGUCAGUAUGAAUAUUAAGAAUGGGGAUGUAGAGAAGCAGUUGUAUGGAGACUGAUUCCCUUGAAGGCAGCAAUGUCAUUUGCCAUGAAAAAUUAUGGCUGAGCCAUCAACAAAGGCCCUUGUGGUAUAGAACGUCCAUUAACAGAAACCCCGUGUCUACAAAGAGACCCAGGAGUGUAAAAUGACAUCGCAAUUACUGGAUUGUAAAAUGUGAAUGCCCUUUAACAAGCCAGUUCUUACCCUAGCCUCCUUCUGUGUUUAUCUGUCUGUUUGAGUUUGACUACACUUGUUUUGCAUCAUAUGUUUUUAGAUAAGUACUUGAAAGAAAUAAAAUAUUUAAAAAAAAUGUAUUACCAAAGCAGUGUUCAAGAAACAAGGGAAUGGUCUCAAAAUAGUCCUCAAAAUAGUCACCAUUCCUCUUGCUAACAACUUCACAGACAAGAGGCUUUCAGUUAACAGGUUUCGGCAGGAAAUCAUCUGAUGUAUCUUCCAGUUCGUCUGAGGUAAUUCCCAAUCAGCAGUAAUCCUGAUGGGGUGCCAUGCCUUUGUAGUAUGCAACAAUGGCCAAGAUGGUUGAGAUUCACCAAAUCUGUCACCAGCAAUACAACCCUAGACCAUGACACUGCCUGCUUCAUGCUUGACAGUUAGAUGCAUACAUGUACCCUCUUUGAGUUUUAUAUGCACAGUAAAGUAUAAGAAUAAUAAUAUGUAUAUGUAAGAGUAGCAUAGAUAAUUGUUUUCAAACAGAUGUACUUCGACUUGCACUAUGGCAAUUUGUGAUUCUAAUUUAUGACAUCAGAAUGAAAUUUUUUUAAUGUGUCAGAUCCAGUUACCCUGUUUAACCUAUAAAGCAGGGGCAAGGGGGCAA